CGACUUCAUUAAGGCCUGUCCAAGCCAAAGAGCUUACACUGAAUAUUCCUGACAAAUGACGAGGUCAGCAAUCCUGUGGGAUAACAUCUCUCAACCGUUAGAUCAACGUUCGUGAACCCUAGCCGUCCGAUCAGCUUUUCAUAACAAAAACAUUAAAUGAACCCAGCUUCUCAGCUACAGGUGCCAUUCAUGCAACAGUAGUCUCUCUUCUUUCAAAUUUCCUCACACUGUCCGAAGUCGUGUUUGACGUGACGAUGGAGAAUGGGCUUGAUAUUCAACAAACUCCAACAAUGGUGGAACAUCCGCCGCAGAUACAAGAGCUUCUCUUCUCUCUCCUACCGUACCAUCAGAUGAUCAUGGAAGCGAUUGAAGCGUCUAACGACGCGAAGGGAUGUAGCAAAACGGCGAUUUUAAAGCACAUCGAGACAACACAGACACAUUUACCACCCUCUCACCUGACGCUGCUCGACUACCAUCUCAACCAGAUGAAACAUUCGGGGAAGAUCGUGAUUGUGAAAAACAAUUACAUGAAACCAGAUCCAAAGCCCAAACCUCAGGGAGAUUCAAGACACGUGGCGGUCACGUCUCCCUCGGUUUCUUCUUCGCUGAGGCUUAGAGGUCGUCCUUCUAGGUCGAAUGAUUCUUUUUCAGGGGCGGACUUGACGGAGGAGAAAACAGAGGUACCACCGAGUGUUUCCGGGAGACCACGAGGACGACCACCGAAGAAGGAGAAGAUGGUUCAAGGCUAUGACGGAGCGUGUGCGUCGAGAGCCUGGAAGGCCACGGAAAGUGAAACUCAAAUUACUAUCCACCUUGCUUACCGAAUAAGCUUAGAUUACAAACUUUUUGUGUUGUUUUAGUUUUAGGGGGUUGAUUAGAGAAAAAUGACGUUUGGACUUUGCAUGCGGUACAUGUAUAAAGUUUGGGUCUUUAAUCUUUAUCCUCUUCUUGCUGAAAAAAAAAAACAAUCUGAUUUUAUAAAAAGGAAUGAAUGAUGGAGAAAUUAUUAACAAACGUCUUUUCAAACACGAAGGGGAAGGGGAAGGGGAAGCGGGUGGUAGAGUUUUUCAGAUGAUAGUAAACAACGUCUUGAUCCCCAUUUGGACCUCGUAACAGUACGCGGUCGGUUGACUAGAUGACUUUCUUUGUCACGUGGCUUGAAUCUCUAUAUAGUAAAAGUCCAAGAUUAGCCCAAACCCAGUAUGCUGGUUUUGGUAACCACUUCAAGUGCCACAGUGGCUUGCUACGCGCCUUCCAUUCUGUGUACGGACAAACACGUGUUGUCCUCGUGAGAUGGGGAACUUUUGCCACAACACCGUUGGUAAAUCUUCGAUUUGCUCAAACUCUGUCGCCGGACUUGAUGAUUUCCACCCGCAAAAUUUUUCUUAUAUCAUUCAGCAUGUAAGCACUCCGUUGAAUGUUUGAUGG
Brassica napus (rape) is the source of this 1428-nucleotide messenger RNA. RefSeq names its product HMG-Y-related protein A-like. The coding region runs from base 255 to 860 and encodes 201 amino acids. Gene Ontology annotation, cellular component: nucleolus; nucleosome; nucleus. The transcript is spliced from 2 exons. Gene Ontology annotation, biological process: chromosome condensation; nucleosome assembly; negative regulation of DNA recombination. The record is from RefSeq and is a predicted model, not a curated record. Gene Ontology annotation, molecular function: nucleosomal DNA binding; double-stranded DNA binding. Lineage: Eukaryota; Viridiplantae; Streptophyta; Magnoliopsida; Brassicales; Brassicaceae.